AUGCGAAGCCUUCGAGUUUGGGCUGCAUUCUUACCCUACGCCGUAGCUUUUUUCAGUGGCCUAGCAUUUGCCGAAACACAGUCUCUACCGUCAUGCGCUCUGGACUGCCUAACCGACCUCGUUCCCCAGUCACCUUGUGCUUCCAAAAACCAGACAUGUAUAUGUACAAAUGUUAAACUCAACGAGGCGUUGAACAUCUGUGUUACGGCAAAUUGCACCGUCAAGGAGGCCCUCACUGCUGUUAAUGUCACCGACACAACAUGUGGAGCUCCAAUUCGAGAUCAGACUUCUUUGAGCCUCCUGGUCCCAGCAAUCGGGAUGAGCAUUACUCUGGCCCUCAUAAUUUUGAGACUAUACACACGCCUUAUCGUCACAAAUCUGGACAUCGAAUUGGAUGACUGGGCAACUAUUCUCCUCGGAUGUUGCGCGGUACCAGUCAACGUCGGUUCGAUCCUGCUUGGAAAGACUGGUCUUGGCAAAGAUAUGUGGACCCUUGAAUUCACUAAGAUAACCCGCAUCUUUUAUGAACUUCUUUACAUCACCUGCGUCGCCAUAGUCAAGAUUUGUUUCCUCCUCUUCUACCUGCGCAUAUUCCCCUCAGACCGAAUGCGAUCGGUAAUCAAAAUAUCCUGCCUCGUGACAAUCUGCUUCGGCCUGACCUUCUUAUUCGGCUUUGCAUUUCAAUGCUCACCUGUGAGCUAUAACUGGGAUGGCUGGGAUGGAGAGCACAAAGGGAUGUGCGUAGAGACAAACCCUCUGGUUGUCGCUGCUGCCGCGUUCAAUAUUGUCCUGGAUAUCUGGGUUAUUGCUCUGCCUAUUCCCAGGGUACUAACGCUCCAGGCAUCAAUGAAUACAAAACUGCAGGUGGUAUUCAUGUUUUCCAUUGGAUUUUUAAUUACCGGCGUUGGCAUCUACCGCGCCAUAAUGCUCAAGCUCUUCGCCGCAAGUACCAAUCCAACAUGGGACAAUGCUCCUGGUGGCUAUUGCUUUGCGUUCCUUGCUUGGUCGUCUAUUCCCGACAGUCUUUGGAUCCACCAAAGAGGCCAGCAGUAUGCGUCAUACCAGCAGCCAGAAGAAGAUAAGGACCGUUGA
Molecule: messenger RNA, 1092 nt
Organism: Penicillium longicatenatum
Lineage: Eukaryota; Fungi; Ascomycota; Eurotiomycetes; Eurotiales; Aspergillaceae
Product: CFEM domain-containing protein
Exons: 9
Coding region: 1-1092 (363 amino acids)
Source: RefSeq, a predicted model, not a curated record